Messenger RNA from Acipenser ruthenus (sterlet), 5851 nucleotides. Its product is annotated as suppressor of cytokine signaling 6-like. Gene Ontology annotation, biological process: regulation of growth; protein ubiquitination; intracellular signal transduction. Gene Ontology annotation, cellular component: phosphatidylinositol 3-kinase complex. The transcript has 2 exons. The record is from RefSeq and is a predicted model, not a curated record. The coding region runs from base 601 to 2196 and encodes 531 amino acids. Lineage: Eukaryota; Metazoa; Chordata; Actinopteri; Acipenseriformes; Acipenseridae. Gene Ontology annotation, molecular function: 1-phosphatidylinositol-3-kinase regulator activity.
ACACAAUAUUGGAUAAUCUGCAAUCGUUUCCAGCAGUUUACCAUUUUUCUCCAAUAUGUCAGUUUACCCUGAGAGUGAGUAAACAUUUGUUCCACCCCACAGCCCGUCUCUCCCAUAAUGCAACAGGCAACAAAGGAGGCGAAAGACAGAGGAAAAAAGACAGCGAGAGAAAAGAAAAAAAAAAAGUUUAAACCAAACCUUAGAGAACACGGUACCAUAAAAGCCGAAGCCCGUGAUGUUCCGAUAUCAUUAACAAAUACAAACAAACAGGCAUUUAAAUGUUCUGAAUAAAUGACUGUAUUAAAGAAAUCGCGGACUUGGGUGUAUAGUUUUCCUUUACUGUCCCCCGGUGUGUGAGACUCAUUUGGGAGAAGAUGAAGGUGACUAUGCUGUGUGGUUUGUCUUCGUUCUGGUGGAGGGACUGACUGACAUUGCCUCUUGGGUCGAGUGGGUUCCAAAAGAAAGCAGCUGGGGAUGGCUGCAUCAUUACUUGCAUGAAGUGCUUUGGAAGAGUCCAUGAUCUGCCGCUGUGGACAACACCUCCUCGAGCAGCAUAGGUGAAGAAGAACCCUAAUCCCUAAUUUGGGAGGGAUUUUCAGAAUGAAGAAAAUUAGCCUUAAGACAUUUCGUAAGUCUUUUAACCUGAAUAAGUGCAAAGAAGAGGGAGAGUUUGUGGUUGUGCAGCAGCCAACCUUGACAGGCGAUUUUGGGAAAGACGAGUCUCUCUUUGGAGGGUGCUACAGCAAAGACCUGGCUAGCUGUGAGAUGAACGAGGAUGAAAAAGGACACAAGAACCGAUCCAAGAGUGAGAGCCUCAUGGGCACCCUGAAAAGGAGGCUGUCUGCCAAGCAGAAACCCAAAGGCAAAGGAAGUUCGCCUUCAGUAAGUUCUGUAGAUGAUGAUACCUUCUCCUCUUCCUCUGCACCUAUUAGCUUUAAUGAUGUGAAGGCUCAGAGGCCCUUAAGGUCUACUUCGUUACGUAGCCAUCACUACAGCCCCACUCCCUGGCCCCUUAGGCCAGCCAACUCAGAGGAGACCUGCAUUAAGAUGGAAGUGAAGGUAAAAGCCCUGGUUCACUCAUCCAACCCUAGCCCUGCAAGCAAUGGUGUCCGUAAAGAGUUUCAUGCCAUCCAGAUGGAUGGCUUGUUCGAAGAGGAGAGUAACCCUCUGAAGAAUCCGGACUCUCAAAAUGGUGACUUGCAUUUAAGCAUUGAUGAGCAUGUGCCUGUAGUUAUUGGACUUACACCUCAGGACUAUAUUCAGUACACCAUGCCUUUAGAUGAGGGAAUGUAUUCAGUGGAAGGACCCCGUGCAUAUUGUCUGGAUAGCUCUUCACCAAUGGAGUUGAUGUCCAUUGCUUCACAGAUAGGUGUCAGUUCCAACCAUGUGGACGAGGGCCAGGUGGUCCAAGAUCUAGUGGUGGCACCAGACAUUUUUAUGGAACCCCCCGUCAAUGGUCUCUUAGUAGGUACCACAGGAAUAAUCCUACAAAAUUCCACAGUAGAAGCACCCCCUCUCUCCCCUUUGCUACCUCCUCUCCCCAGCAUUCAGAUCCAAAGGAACUUCCCAGUUUUCGGCGGUGCUAAUGCCCAUGUUGCAGAAAGGGUGCGCCUCCAUUUGAACUUCGACCCUAAUUCUGCCCCUGGUGUAGCAAGGGUCUAUGACUCUGUACAGAACAGUGGGCCUAUGAUGGUGACAAGCCUCACAGAAGAGCUAAAGAAGCUUGCCAAACAGGGUUGGUACUGGGGUCCCAUAACUCGCUGGGAAGCAGAGGAAAAACUUGCCAACCUGCCAGAUGGCUCAUUCUUGGUGCGUGACAGUUCGGAUGACCGUUAUCUCUUAAGCUUGAGCUUCCGUUCACAGGACAAGACUCUCCAUACUAGGAUUGAGCACUCCAAUGGCAGGUUCAGUUUCUAUGAACAGCCUGAUGUGGAAGGGCACACAUCCAUAGUGGACCUCAUUGAACAUUCUAUAAAGGACUCAGAAAAUGGAGCGUUCUGCUACUCCAGAUCCCGCUUGCCAGGGUCUGCGACUUAUCCUGUUAGGCUAACGAACCCUGUUUCACGGUUUAUGCAAGUGCGUUCACUACAGUACCUGUGCCGCUUUGUUAUUCGCCAGUACACUCGAAUAGACCUAAUUCAGAAACUGCCUUUGCCAAACAAAAUGAAAGAUUACCUGCAGGAAAAGCACUACUGAAAAAAAUCUAACUCAAAUAAAGCUUAUGGAACUUAUUUGCAACUUGCACUUUGGGAACUAUAAUAAAGUGAAAUAGGGUUUACAAACAUUCAUGGUUAUGAAAAGUUUGCUGCCAUUACAAUAAAAUACAUUUGUAUUGUUUUAUUUUUUUUUAUUUUAUUUUGAGAGAAAACACUUGUACAUGUUUGCAACAACUAAUUGGUUGUAUUAAAAUGUAUUGGCAUAAUUUAAAACCAUUUGGCCUUCCCUUAGUGGCUACAUGUUUAUGCUGCUGCAGUAUCCACUUUAUUCUUUUUGUAUAACACAAAACCAUUAUUCUCUAAUUUUUGAAAGACAUAACACAUUAGGCAAAGGCAAAAUGAUUUGUUUGCUGAAAACCAAGUGUAUUGUAGAAAAGGUGUUUUCAGUCGGACCAUACUGUAUGUCUUUUGUGUCAGUAGUCUGUGUUGGGUAGGUGACGGGACCACUUGGUAAGAAGAAAUGUGACAACUUGCUCUUUAAUCUGGACUCUAAUUUAUUACAAUUCACCAGCCUUCAUUUUAUUUUCUGAGCCUUUUUUUGUAUGCAACACAAUAAAUGGUGAAGGCAGUGUACCUGUUAGGCAGUAAUAUAUUUUCUUCCCUUUGUUUCCUGUAAUUUUUUUUUCUUAAUCCUAAAAGUAUUUCUGAAAUUUUAUAUUGGUACAGUUUUUAAUAUUGAAAAAUUGUCUUCUCCAAAGAUGGUCUCACGGGGAUUAAGAAAAUGAUGGUCUGCAUUCUGGCAUUUGAAUUUGUAAAUGAGUAAUGCAAAGAUUAAACAACAGCACAGAUUCAACUCCUGGAUUAUAGGACUCACCCUGCCUCCAUAUGAAUGAGCAUUCCUACUCUAUACAGUGUUAAAUAAUCCCAGGACAGUUCCGGACACACACAUGUAGUAACUACAUUUCUUUUUUUUAUCUCGGAUAUUUAUUUUUUCAAAUUCAUAGACUUCUAAAAAAUGAUUAAUAUAACUACAGUGGAAGGCUAUGAAUUAAGAAUAUAGGGAAGGGCCAAGUGCCCCAUUUAGAUUUUAGUUUGAUAGUGUAUGCAUGUGCAUAUACAGUGCCCUCCAUAAGUAUUGGGACAGUGAAGUCAAAAUUGCUAUUUUUGCUGUACACUCAAGCAAUAUGAAAAUAUGAUCAAAAGAUGAAUAUGAGGCAAAAGUACAGAAUGUCACCUUUUAUUUCUGGUGGUUUCAAGACAUACAUGUUUUACCAACUAAGAAUAACAGCACUUUUAUGUGAGCAUAAGUACUGGGACAUUUGGCUCACAGGUGUUUCUAAUUGAUCAGGUGUUUCCUGUUGCAUUGAUUGUUCACACAUAAAAGAGCUGUGAAUGUGUAGUCUCAGUUCUAUCCUUUGCUUUUGCUUUUGGAGUCUGUUUGGUGUCAGUAGGCAUAAUCCAACAUGAAGACUAGGGAGCUGUCUAUGAAAAGCAAGCGAUUUGGAUGGUAAAAGCAAAGAGGGACUCAAUUAGAACCAUAGCACAAAAGUUGGGCAUAAUCAAAUCAACGUUUGGAAUGUCCUGAAAAAGAAAGAAACCACUGGUGUCUUUGGUGAUCAGCAACGACCAGGUCGGCCAAGGAAAUCAACAGCAGUUGAUGACAGAAAAAUGACCAGAGCUGUGAAAAACAACCCUAAAAUAAGUGUCAGUGAAAUCACCAACAACCUCCAGAAUGCUGGGGUGAAAGUGUCACAAUCUACUGUUCGCAGAAGACUUCGGCAGCAGAAUUACAAAGGCUACACUGCAAGAUGCAAACCUCUGAUCAGCACCAAAAACAGAAAGGACAGAUUAGAAUUUGCUAAAAAGUACAGAGAUGAGCCAGUAGAGUUUUGGAACAGUUUUAUGGACAGAUGAGACGAAGAUUAACCUUUAUCAAAGUGAUGGGAAAAGUGUGGAUAAAAAAAGUAACUGCAGAUGAUCCAAAGCAUACCACCUCAUCUGUGAAGCAUGGUGGAGGUAGUGUCAUGGCAUGGGCAUGCAUAGCUGCCUCUGGAAUGGACUCACUCAUCUUUACUGAUGAUGUAAUGAAUGAUGGCAGCAGCAGAAUGACUUCAGAAGUGUACAGAAGCGUCUUGGCUACCAAUGUACAAGAAAAUGCCACCAGACUCAUUGGGCGGCGCUUCACAAUGCAACAGGACAGUGACCCAAAACACAAUACCAACGUAACCAAGGAGUUCAUCAGGGGGAAAAGUGGAACGUUUUAGACUGGCCAAGUCAAUCUCCUGAUUUAAAUCCGAUUGAACAUGCAUUUCACUUGCUGAAGAGGAGACUGAAGUCAGAAACUCCCCAAAACAAGCAACAGCUGAAAAUGGCUGCAGUAAAGGCUUGGCAAAGCAUCUCAAAGGACGAUACCAAGAGUUUGGUGAUGUCAAUGGGUCACAGACUCACUGCUGUUAUUGCAUGCAAGGGAUUCACAACUAAAUACUAGCUUUUAUACUUCUUAUAUUUGCUUUAAGUUGAAUUGUCCCAAUACUUAUGCUCACAUAAAAUGGGGGGAUGGAACUCUAAAAGUGCUGUUAUUCUUAGUUGGUAAAACAUGUAUGUCUUGAAACCACCAGAAAUAAAAGGUGACAUUCUGUACUUUUGCCUCAUAUUAGUCUUUUACUCGUAUAUUCAUAUUGCUUGAGUGUGCAACAAAAAAUAGCAAUUUUGACUUCACUGUCCCAAUAAUUAUGGAGGGCACUGUGUGUGUGUGUGUGUGUAUAUAUAUAUAUAUAUAUAUAUAAAUUGGUGAAUCCUCAUAACCCAAGCCUUUAAGGUUUUUAAUCCACGAAAUUGGUUUGGAAUGGGAGUUUAAAAACAUACUUGCUUUCCUCUUGAUUUGGGUCAUAAUGCUCUGGAAUGAUUUCACAAUGAUUGUGUUGCCUUCUACUCUACAACCUUAUCAUUGCAAUGCAGGGUGCUGAUUAUUGUUUAAAAUGCUGUAGUGUUAUGCACAGUUUCUGUUUUAAUUGUAUAAUGCAGUAAACAAUCUCCAUCUAGAUCUCAUGCCAACUUCAGAUUUGUUUUUUUUGUUUCAAAUGGAAUUCAUGCUGUUGAGUGGGAGUGUAAGUUUACAUUAUAUGAGAUGCAGUAAUUGCCAUUUCUAUAUAACAUUGAUUUUUUUUUUUUUUUUGACAUUUGGAUUUUUCAUGCUAAACACUUUGGUACAGUAACUUUUUUUAAAGCAGUUCUUUCAGUAGUGUUUGACACAUUUUGUGCUGCGCUGUUUUCUUUUAGUAGUUUUUAAAUAAUUGCCUUUUUAAGUGUUAGUUGAGAGCAAACAGAAUGGCACAAAUUGAAAUGUACUGUAUAGAUGAAUGACUUUGGCUGUGAAAUUGGGAGAAUCAUAUACAUUUACAUUACUUUGUGAAACAGUUCAAUCAGUAUGAUGGUGAUAGUGCCAUACAAAAAAGUAUAGAUAGAGAACCAAUCACUUCAGUUUACAGUUUUUCUAUAGUCAAUACAGCGUGUAUGAAGUUUGCCAGAAAAUGAAUUAUCCAAAGUCCAUUGGUUUUCAUAUUAUUAUUUUUAUUAUUAUUUUGUUGUUGCUUGGAAAGAAUCUAUUGUGAUUUCUUGCACAUUUUUUAAAAACAAAUUUUAAAGGGUUUUUUGUAUCUGCUGAUACAAAAUGUAAAUAAAAGUUUAAUUCACAA